Molecule: messenger RNA, 1827 nt
Organism: Saccoglossus kowalevskii
Lineage: Eukaryota; Metazoa; Hemichordata; Enteropneusta; Harrimaniidae
Product: fibrocystin-L-like
Source: RefSeq, a predicted model, not a curated record
CAUCACACUGAAUUGUACAUUUUAUCAGAAUCCAGUUUAACCCAAUACACCAAGUACACCAGACAUGCACAUCUGAUCUUCAUCAUGAGAAUACAUUUCAUCGCUGCGAUUUUCGUCGUUUGCCAGAUUCCAGUGUCGCUUUCUGUUGAGGGCAAUGGACCAAAAGUUGACAAGAUUUCACCGGUAUCUGGUAGCGUCAGGGGCGCAACAGAAAUCACAAUAGAAGGGUCAGGAUUCAGCCCGAAUCCUUUCAAUUUUGGUCCUGGAAAUGAGCACCUUGGCAACAUGGUAUUCUUAGCAUCAAUGACGUCAUCGAUCCAAUGUGAUGUAAAUAUGUAUUAUUCAACCGAUAAUCGUAUUGUUUGUGACACAAGAAGAGCAUCCCCAGGAAGCUAUACAAUCCGUGUGGCGGUCGACGGAGUAUUCAUUGAAGAUAUUGGGGGACAAUAUUGUGACGAUAUGGAAUAUUGCACUUUCACGUAUUCCUUAGACAGGUCGCCGAAAAUUCUUUCAGUAACACCAUCGAUCAUCGUGCCAGGUACUAAAGUAUAUAAUACAGGCCAAGAAUGCAGCUUGUUAUACACAGAUGAAAAUGGGAAAGAACAACUAUAUGGUAUCACACUUGAUAGUUAUUAUAGCACUUGGGGUAAUUUCCAGUGUCGUCCAGGAGGUACAUUUAUUGGCUCACAGAAUGUAUCUCUGAUUGUUUCUGGUUAUGGACGUUCCUUGGCUUUAACCCAGUUGUUGAAAGUCAGUGCACAAAAUAAGCUGUACAUGUUUCAGACUCAUGCUGAAAUCAUCAAUGUUGAUCCAAGCGCUGGCAGUACUGAAGGUGGGACUCAUUUGACAAUUACAGGAAAACACUUUGAUACUGAUUCUACAGUUUUAGUAGGAGGUGUUCCUUGUAUCAUUGAUGACAUCACCACAACCAGCAUCACAUGUGUGACUGGAGCUCAGCCUGCAGCACAGUCACCAUAUCCUGGAAAUAGAGGACUACUCCGGGAGGUGUGGACUGGCACCACUGUCAACAUUAUUAGUGAGAUUGCAACCCUGAAUGACUCGUCAUCUGGAUAUUUUGAUGAGAUUGUUGUUGAUGGAUCCAGUGAGUCUGGUUCUGAUGCCGGUGACAAUUAUGUCUCCAGAUUGAGUGGAUAUUUUGUGGCUCCUUAUGACAGUGACUUUACAUUCUUCAUCGUAGCUGAUAAUGAGGCUCAACUCUACUUCAGUGAGACUGAGAAUAGGAGUGAUAAGCAACUGAUUGCUUCCUGUUCUUCACCUACAUCAAAUUGGUUUAGAUAUGAUGAACAGAAAUCUGAAUUAUUCUCUCUCACUGGUGGCACUAAGUAUUAUAUUGAAGCAUUGCAUAGGGAAUACUCUGGUGUAGACUCUGUAAAGAUAGGGGUCUUGGUUGAUGAUACUCCAUUUGUACAUAGCCAGGUUGAAUCUGCUGUGAAUGAAUUUCAGAGAAUACAAAUAUCGUCUGUGACAAAACAAGAGAUUCAGAGUGUCACACUCUUCACUGAAGAUGUGUUUCAAUUUGUGUAUGAUGGGAUUGAGUCGGAUCUUCUGUCACUAUCAUCUGAGGUUGCUGAGAUGCAAAGUGCCCUACUCAAAAUGUUCAGUGUACAGUGUUUAGAAACCCAGACAGCCCCAACUUGGUUCCUAGAUGAUUUUGAAAAUGAUAUUGGUUUAUAUGAAACUGGUGAGAGAGUUCAAGAUGAAGAGCCAUUUUGUGGACAGACUUCUUUGAAGAAUCCAACCAAUAUUUAUGUAGCUCCUGGUGAAUAUGGGUUUCCUGUUUCAGUGUAUAACACUGUAAGUCAUUAG